CUUUUCACAACGGCGGGUUUAUGUCAAUCUUGUCCAUGUUGGCGGCCAUUCAGACGAAGUUUUAAAAAACAAUUUGCAGGGCGAUAUGUCUCUAGAGCUGGAAUUCCAUUAAUUGACGAUCCACGAAAAUUCCUGAUGGUGCUACUGCAGAAGAUAGGAUAUAUGGAAAAUGAUGGUUCUUACAAAGAACUUGAGCCUGAAAUCACUGAUGAUAAUGAUGAUAAUGCUAAUAACAUAAAUUCAUUGAACGAAGUUUAA
Molecule: messenger RNA, 258 nt
Organism: Racocetra persica
Lineage: Eukaryota; Fungi; Glomeromycota; Glomeromycetes; Diversisporales; Gigasporaceae
Source: the annotation of a GenBank genome assembly